Molecule: messenger RNA, 1289 nt
Organism: Lotus japonicus
Lineage: Eukaryota; Viridiplantae; Streptophyta; Magnoliopsida; Fabales; Fabaceae
Exons: 2
Coding region: 276-971 (231 amino acids)
Source: RefSeq, a predicted model, not a curated record
UGUAUCGUACUUUUGCAACGUGGUGGAAAGAGAUCAAACAUGAGAUCACUGUUUGAAUAGAAGAUGGAUUAAAUUUCAGUUUUUGCAGACAACUUGACUUAGAUGAAAGUGAAAGCUCAAGCAAUAGCCUUUUCACCUGUCAAGUUUUUAUAAGUGGGGUAGGUACUGGAACUAAUUUGAAGUAACUUUGAUAUAUAUGCCAACAUUACAUUUUUGGAGUGGAGAGUUUGAAUGGUGAAAGGUGAAAAAAUUUGAAGUUACAAGCUUGCAGAAGCAUGCAAGUUCAGGACUUGGAUUGGAUAUUGGUGCCUUUGGGUGUGUUGGUGUUGGGAAUUUAUCAUGUUUGGCUUCUCUACACUCUCAUCCACUACCCAUCUCGCACUGUCAUUGGCUUGAAUGCUCAAACACGUUAUCAAUGGGCUCUUUACUUGAUGAAUGAUCCCUUGAAAAAUGGUAUUUUAGCUGUUCAAACAAUCCGCAACAAUAUGAUGGCAUCCACUCUUCUUGCUACAACUGCAAUCACACUCAGUUCACUAAUUGGUGUUUUCGCGAGCAAUGACUUAGAAACCCAAUUAGUUUAUGGAAACAGAACUUCCAUUACUGCUUCAAUCAAACGCCUUUCUAUGUCGCUAUGCUUCCUUGUCGCAUUUCUAUGUAACAUGCAGUCUAUCAGAUACUAUGCACAGGCAAGCUUCUUAAUCACAACUCCUGCACUCAAAGGCAAGAAAGAUUUCAUUGAAUAUGUUGCGAAAACCUUGGACCGUGGAAGUUAUGCUUGGUCUCUUGGUUUAAGGUCAUUUUACUUGUCAAUUCCUCUAGUCCUCUGGAUUUAUGGACCCAUACCCAUGUUUGUUUGUUCCUGCUUGACAUCAUUGACUUUGUACUUCUUGGAUACAACCACACAAAUAACACAGGAUCUUCACAUUAAGUCAUUCAAAAGGAGGGAAAGUGAAGAUGUGGAAGCAGCAUAGGUCCACCAUAUGACAUGUUUGGUUGCACGCUUGCAAUCCACGUUUAGAGACCAAAAUCAAAUUCACUCAUUAGCUGCAAUGCACCAAAGCAUGUUCACUCAUAAGCUGCAAUGCAUAGCUUCUUGGCUAGCGUGUGUUCAACAAACAUCAAAACAUGUUGAUAAUCAUUGUAACUGUUGUUGAAACAUGUAACAUGCUGCUGAUAAUCAUGAAAUAUGUGUAGUCAUGUUUCAUAUAGUUAGAGAACAAAAUAAGUUUGCUGAUGUAUUAGCCAAAUCAGGAAGUUGUAGUAAGGAAGAUUUGCGGACUCUUUGUUAA